CAACCCCAUAGCUUCAUAACAAUCCCAGAAAACUUAGUUUUAUCUGUUGAUAAAAAAAAUGAGGUCGAGAACACAAUACCCAAUGAACACCAAGCUUCUUGUCAUUGCCAUCAUUGUCGUCUUCUUUCUUCUCUUUGUAUUUCGAUCAACAUUUUCAUCUUCCAAUGAUCAAGGUUCAUCUCAAAUUGCGCAAAAAGUCGUUCCAAAAGCAGUUUCAGAUUCUUUCAGAAACAUUCAAAAGUCGCCAAAAUGUUCAGAAACCUGCAACAAAAUCCCACCUUCAUUAGCUCAAGCCUUAGUACACUACUCAACCUCCACCAUCACCCCACAACAAACCAUCAAAGAAAUAUCGGUAACCAAAAAGAUCUUAGACAUGAAAUCACCUUGCAACUUUCUAGUCUUUGGGCUAGGGCACGAUAGCUUAAUGUGGAGCUCUUUGAACUUCAAUGGCCGAACAGUCUUUCUUGAAGAAGACAAAGCAUGGAUCGAGCAAAUCAAGAAAAGAUUUCCCAUGUUGGAAUCUUAUCAUGUAACGUAUGACAGUAAGGUGAACCAAGCAGAUGGCCUUAUGGAAGCCGGAAAAGGGCCGGAGUGCACGGCGGUGGGUGAAACCAGGCACUCGGUUUGUCAACUAGCGCUGAAGAAUUUGCCGGAGGAUGUUUAUGAGACGACGUGGGACUUGAUCAUGGUGGAUGCGCCGACGGGGUACUAUGAUGAGGCACCAGGGCGGAUGAGUGCGAUUUAUACGGCGGGGAUGAUGGCGAGGAACAGGGCGGAGGGAGAGACCGAUGUUUUUGUGCAUGAUGUGAACAGGGUUGUUGAAGAUAAGUUUUCUAAUGCGUUUUUGUGUGAAGGGUAUAUGAAGAAACAAGAGGGGAGAUUGAGGCACUUCGGAAUUCCCAGCCAUAGAGAUGAACCUAACAAGCCUUUUUGUCCUUGAGAUUUGAUUUUGAAAUAUUGAUUAUUGAUUUCUUUUCAAUUGGCUCUUGAUUCUUGUUAUAAGAAUCUUGGAUUUUUCUUUUUGAGCAUGUAAAAUAAAUGACAAAAAUAACGAGUAUUAGAUUAAAUUUUUACA
This is a messenger RNA of Lactuca sativa (garden lettuce), 1075 nucleotides long. It is a transcript of the gene GXM3, whose product is annotated as glucuronoxylan 4-O-methyltransferase-like protein (DUF579). The record is from RefSeq and is a predicted model, not a curated record. Lineage: Eukaryota; Viridiplantae; Streptophyta; Magnoliopsida; Asterales; Asteraceae. Gene Ontology annotation, biological process: xylan biosynthetic process.